Didymodactylos carnosus is the source of this 963-nucleotide messenger RNA. Lineage: Eukaryota; Metazoa; Rotifera; Eurotatoria; Philodinida; Philodinidae. The record is from the annotation of a GenBank genome assembly.
AUGACAAUACCGGAGCUCGACAAAAAGGCUCGGAUCGAGUCUCAAAAACUGACCCUUGGUAUGAUGUCAAUUUUAUGCGAAGCAUGGGGUAUCCUGCACACUGUUCUCGCCAUAUCAAAUGACGAAAUCGGAAAAAUUUUUGCUGGAUGGAACUCAAAAGACGAACUUGUUAAUAAUUUUCUCAUUCGAAUUGCCGCCGAUAUCUGUACACGUCACUAUAAAGAAGGUGAAGGUAGUCAGAAGCAUAUUUUGGAUGAUGUUGAAGAUAAAGUCGUUCAAGAUGCUGACGAUACAGAAGGAACUGGUGUUUGGAGUGCUAAAGAAGCUGCUACACAACAUGUUUCAGCUCCAACUAUUGUUACUGCUCAUCUCUUUCGAAUUGCAUCGUCAAAUCGUCUGGAUCGUAUUAAAUUUGAAAAAAUUGUUUCACUGGAAAAACCACAGAAAUCAGCUGAAUUAAUUUCAAAAAAGGAUGGAUUUGUUGAAAAAUUAAGAAAAGCAGUUUAUGUGUCAAUGUUAGCUUCGUUUGCUCAAGGUUUAAAUAUAAUUGCAACGGCAAGUGAAAAAGAAAAAUGGAAUGUUAAAAUAAGCGAAUGUCUACGAAUUUGGCGAAAGGGAUGUAUUAUUCAAAGUGAUUAUAUUGUUAAUUUACUUCAGCCAAUUUAUGAAAAUUCAAAAGAACCAAUUAAAAAUAUAUUAUAUCAAGAAAAAUAUGCACAUGAAGUUCAUGCUAAUUAUUCAUCAUUAAAACAUGUAACAAUCAAAGCUUUGGAAGCCGGUGCCAAUAUUCCAGCCAUGUCAGCCAGUCUUGAAUAUUUUAAAUAUUGUUCGAAUUCAAAUCUGUCUACAGCAUUUAUGGAAGCUGAAUUAGAUUAUUUCGGUUCACAUAACUACGAUUUGAAAAGUGAACAUUCAAUGGAAGUUAAAAAAGGAAAACAUCAUUAUGAAUGGAAACCAGCCUAA